Cucumis sativus (cucumber) is the source of this 598-nucleotide messenger RNA. RefSeq names its product protein MEN-8. The record is from RefSeq and is a predicted model, not a curated record. The coding region runs from base 143 to 424 and encodes 93 amino acids. The transcript is spliced from 2 exons. NCBI's taxonomy places the organism in Eukaryota, Viridiplantae, Streptophyta, Magnoliopsida, Cucurbitales, Cucurbitaceae.
UAAGAAUUGGUAUGUAGGUGAUUCAUGCAAAAGUUGAACCUUUCAACUUCUAUAAAUAAUCCCCCAAAACUUAAAGAAAUCAUCAAACAACAGAUUCAGAACUCAAAAAAACAGAGAUUAAAAGCAAAACAAAGGAGCAACUAUGGCAGGCAUCAAGUCUCUUGGGCAGCAGCAAGUUGUGAUUCUGUCGUUGCUGGCUUUGAUACUGGCUCAAGCACAGGCACAGCCUCAAGGCUGCUCAACUCAGCUCAGCAACUUAAAUAGUUGUGCACCAUUUGUGCUUCCUGGUGCUACUAACCCAAGCCCAGAGUGCUGUGGUGCACUUGGAGCUGUGCAACAAGAUUGCCUUUGCAGCACCCUUAGAAUUGCCUCCACUCUCCCUUCUCUUUGCCAACUUCCAACUCUCUCUUGUGGUUCAAACUAGAAGAGAAGGCUGAUGUGGAAAUCACCACGAUAAACGAAAUGAAUAGUAAUAAUAAUGUUGUAGUUUUCCAUUUGGUUUUGUUUGUGUUUCUCCUUUCCUGUUUGAUCUGAGAUCAAUGAUCUCAGAAGUCAGCUGGUUUCAUUGAAUAAAAAGGCACCCUUUACCUUUUUCUUC